AUGUCAAUAGACGAGAAAUUUGAUGCUGCAGUAAAGAUAGUACAAAAAUUACCAAAAUCGGGACCUCUUACCACGUCUAACGAUGAAAAACUAAAAUUUUAUUCACUUUAUAAGCAGGCAACAGUUGGCAAUGUAAAUAAACCAAAACCAUCGUUCUACGAAUUGACUGAAUGUUCAAAAUGGAACGCAUGGAAUGCUUUGUGUGAUAUGCCAAAAGACGAAGCCAAGCAAAAAUAUGUCGAAGAAUUGGAGAAGAUGCUGGACAGAUUUUCUAAAGAAGGAAACUUUAAAGAAUGGCUAGAUUCCGUAAACGAUCCUGAGUUAACUGCUUUGUUCGCCGUGUUUGGAAGGUAG
Enterobius vermicularis (human pinworm) is the source of this 354-nucleotide messenger RNA. The record is from the annotation of a GenBank genome assembly. NCBI's taxonomy places the organism in Eukaryota, Metazoa, Nematoda, Chromadorea, Rhabditida, Oxyuridae.